GGCAAGGACCGUACAACCAGUGGAACGCCAACAUAUACGACAGCAAAUUAUGUCUUCAACAGUAAUUAGGGAAGUUACAAAGGAUGUAUGGACAUUUUCAUGCCCAUUCUCGCGGUUCGGCCUCUUUCCGGUAGGUGGGAGGUCAACGGUCAUCAGGCUUGCAAGCGGGGAUCUUUGGGUCCUUGCAAGCACACCACUAGACGCUCCGACGAAGUCGAAGAUUGAUGAGUUGGGUGGAGAAGAGAAAGUUAGGUAUAUUGUAGGAGCGGAUGCUGUGCAUAAUUUGUUCCUCCCGGAAUUCAAGAGGACGUAUCCAAAGGCCAAGUUACUCGGUGUCCCUGCUCUCCUCUCAAAGAAGAAUCUGAAAGAUUUAGAAUUUGCCGGGGUCUAUGGUAAAGAUCCGGGGGGAACGAAGUACGGAUUCGAAGAUGAAAUCAAAGCAUGUUAUUUUUCCGGAUUUCAAAAUCAAGAUGUUGCCUUCAAUCAUGUUGCAUCACGUACACUUAUUGAGGCAGACCUACUCUUCAAUCUUCCCUGCACUGAACAGUACUCGAAGACGAAGUUUUCUGGGACGGUCCCUAUCUUUGGAAGUAUGCUCAAUCCGUACUCAUGGGCACACAAGAAGUUCGUCUGGGGCGUGGGCACAGAUAAGGAAGCGAUGAAACGAGAUGCGCGUACCGUAAGUGGUUGGGAUUUUGACAGAAUCAUACCCUGCCACGGCGACGUGAUCGAGACAGAAGGCAAGAAAGCCUGGGAAGAGGCUUACAAGUGGUAUUUGCAAUGAUCUGGGACCAAUUGUGUUCCAAGAGGUGGUUUUUAGAGUGUAUCGUUAGUAUUUCCGAUCUUCUCGGCUAGUGUUAUCCACUGCGACGGUAUACUCUCGACUGUGCUUCGUACUCCAAGCUUUGCU
Fomitiporia mediterranea MF3/22 is the source of this 910-nucleotide messenger RNA. RefSeq lists its product as uncharacterized. The transcript is spliced from 8 exons. The coding region runs from base 50 to 784 and encodes 244 amino acids. NCBI's taxonomy places the organism in Eukaryota, Fungi, Basidiomycota, Agaricomycetes, Hymenochaetales, Hymenochaetaceae. The record is from RefSeq and is a predicted model, not a curated record.